UGCACCUGCUCCCUGGUCUAGCGGGCAUGCUAGGAGGAUUCCCGUGAGCCUCUGGCUUCCCCGCCCCCUCUUCAGAGAUGGAAAGAAAGAUGACACCUCCCAGCUCUUCCUCAGGCAAGACUCAGAGGGAGGAAAGGAUACCGACUGCGUGCCAGGGAACCUCCUCAGCGCCCAACCCUCUGAACAAUGAAAGGGAAAUACAGAGGCCAGCAGGUAUGCCCAGCCCUUGGCGUUGAGGCCACCACGGGUCAUGGAGGGCCCCACCAAGGUGACCAUGGAGGAGCGGACCCUGAUGGGGAGGGGGCCUGCGGGACCCUCGGGAGGCGGUGGCAGUAAAGACGAGGUCCAUAGUGUGGCCAUGGCCUCAUCUGUUGUCCAGCAGCGAGCAAGUUCCAAGGAGGCCAGAGGCGGUGCCCGGUAUGUUGCAGACGUGGCUCCACCCCCUGGAGUCCCUGGACCUGCUGCGGGGACCCCUCCUGGCCAGAUGGGAGCGUGUCCUACAGACGUGACCCUGCAGCUGCUGGCUGUGCAGAGGAAGAGCGGGCUGCCGGACCCUGGCCUGCAGCAGGCCCUACGAGGCCGGCUCCGCCUCCUGGAGAACGACAGCCGGGAGGUGGCUCGCAUGCUCGGGGAAUUAUCAGCCAGGCUGUUGUCUAUCCACAGUGACCAGGAUCGGAUUGUGGUGACGUUUAAGACUUUUGAAGAAAUCUGGAAGUUUUCCACCUACCAUGCUCUUGGCCUCACACAUCACUGCCUGGAAAACCUACUCGUGGACCAGGCCUUCUGGCUGCUAUCGCCCGACGAGGAGGAGGAGACAGCCAUCCGGGUCCACGUGGAGGAAUCCGCCUUGAAGCUGGCCCAUGAGAGCCUCCUCGUCCAGGAAGGGCCCUUCUUUGUCCUGUGUCCUGACCACCACGUGAGAGCGACGACUGGCCCCCUGCAUGCAGGGAAGGGACCCCAGCCCCUUAGACGGGCUUCAGGGGGCCCCCAGGGAGAGGUGGCCCCAGAAGCAGACCCUUCACCCCCCGGUCCCAGCAUGGCCUCUGAGGAGGUGGCAGCGGCGGCUGCCCCGGAACCUUUGAUUCCGUUUCAUCAGUGGGUUCUUAGGGUCCCCUGGGACCCCAUCGAUGACUCCAUGGGUGAACCUGUGACUCCCGACAUCCCACUGAUGGCUGUGGGACUGGCCUUGGCAGUGGCAGACUGCCAGGGCGUGGGGCCCGAAGAGAUGACCUUCCAAGGUGGUGACCUCAUCGAGAUCCUCAGUGCCCUGGUGCCCGGCCUGUCCUGGUGUGUGGGCCGGCAUGUGGCCUCGGGCCAGGUCGGGUUUGUGCGGACCGGUCUCAUCAGCGCGCAGGGCCCAGCAUCCGAAUUGGAAACUGUGAUUUUUCUUAAUGAGGAAGAAAGGUCAUUCUUCAGAAACGAGGGGCGCUUUUCUGAGGAGGAUGCCCGGCAGCUACUGGAGAGAACGUCGGGCAUGGAUGUGUGCACCGUGUACAGCCUGGACAGAUUAGAAGAAGCUGAAUUUGAGCAGCCAGAUGGACAAGAAAAGCCUCCACCUUGCCUGAACCUGGAGCCACAUGAGACCCUGCAGAAGGUGAAGAAUGUUCUGGAACGAUGUAAGAUGUGCCAGAACUGCCCCAAGGAGCCAGCAUCCUGGGGUCUCCACAUGGUGUCCAGUGGGGUGAGCUCACCGGACGCUGAGGAGCCUUCCUUCCACCUGGAGACAGUGGAUGACUGGGCCGACCCAGAGGCCGUGGGCUCGCUGCUGCUGUUCCUGAACGCCCCUGAAUACCAGGCCUGCUUCCGUGGCCUGUAUGACGUCUCCCUGCCGUGGCUCAGCAGCAUGUUCUGCAGCUUCACCGAUGAGGAGGAGCUGGCCGGGUGCCUGGCACAGGCCAGGGGAGUGGCCAAAAAAGCCGGCCUCCCCAUGGCCCUCGCCAGACUCUGCUUCCUCCUGGGGCGGCUCUGCUCCAGGAGGCUCAAGCUGUCCCAGGCCCGGGUAUACUUUGAGGAAGCCCUGGGGGCACUGGAGGGCAGCUUCGGGGACCUCCUUCUGGUGGUGGCCGUGUAUGCCAACCUGGCCACCAUCUACCUGAAACAGAAGAAUAGGGAGAAGUGUGCACAGGUGGUGCCCAAAGCCACAGCCCUGCUGCUAGGGACACCUGGCCACGUGUGCAGCACCGAGGCAGAGUCGGAGCUGCUCAGGUAUGCUCUGCGGCGGGCUGUCAGUGGCCGGAGCCCACGGGCCGAGGCGCGGGCCUGCUUCCUGCUGGCCAGGCACCAUGCCCACCUCAAGCAGCCGGAGGAGGCCCUGCCCUUCCUGGAGAGGCUGCUGCUCUUGCACGGGGACUCGGGGGCCCCAGAUGCCUCGUGGCCCACGGACUGCUGUCUGCUCCUGGCGGACAUCUACAGCCGGAAGUGCCUGCCCCGCUUGGCACUGAGCUGCGCCCGGGUGGCCUCACUGUGGACCCAGGGCUCAUUAGCCAGCGCGCUGAGGAGUGUGGACCUGGUCCUCCAGAACGUGCUGCGGCUGCACGGCCUGAGUGGCGUGGCCCACGGCCUCCCCUCCCAGAUCGCCCCCCACCUCAGGCAGGCUCUGGCUGCCCCCGCUUCAGGAGUGCCACACGGCCCCCUCUACGCCAGUCUGGCCCAGCUGCACAGUCACCACGGGCAGCACCGGCCAGCCAUUGCCUUCAUGAUGCAGGCGGCAGAAGCCGAUGCUGUGACUGGCGUCCACUCUGUCGUGGACCACCUGGUGGCCCUUGCCUGGCUGCAUGUGCUCCAUGGGCAGAGCCCGGUGGCCCUGGACAUCCUGGAGGCCAUCAUGGAUGCGGCUGUGGCCAGCAUGGCCCAGGAGGGCGUGAUUGCCAACAUGGAGGCCGUGGCCCUGAAGAUAGUGGGCAGGACCCGGCAGGCAGCCGAGCGCUACUAUUGUGCCCUGCGCAUGGCUCGGGGCCUGGGCCAGCCACACAACCAGGCGGUGGUCCUGGCCAACUUUGGGGCCCUGUGUCUGCAGGCAGGUGCCAGCAGGCUGGCCCAGCACUACUUCCUGGAGGCGGUCAAGCUCUUCUCACAGCUGCCCAGCAGUGAGUGCGGCCGGGACUUCAGCUGGGUGCUGCUGCAGCUGGGCCACCUGUACACCUGCCAGGCACUUGCCCAGCAGGGCAAGUGCUACUACGAGUGGGCCUUUCUCAUCGCCGUGGAGACGGACCACUUGGAGAGUCAGCUGCGAGCUGUCCAGCAGCUGUGCCAUUUCUACAGCACCGUUGUGCCCAAUGAGGCCCAGUGCGUCAUCUACCAUGAGUUCCAGCUCUCGCUGGCCCGCAGGGUGGCUGACAAAGUGCUGGAAGGACAGCUCCUCGAGACCAUCAGCCAACUCUACCUGUCGCUGGGCACCGAGCGGGCCUAUAAAUCUGCUCUGGACUACACCAAGCGGAGCCUGGGGAUAUUCAUCGACCUCCAGAAGAAGGAGAAGGAGGCGCAUGCCUGGCUGCAGGCGGGGAAGAUUUACUACAUCCUGCAACAGAAUGAGCUGGUGGACCUGUACAUCCAGGUGGCGCAGAAUGCAGCCCUGUACACAGGAGACCCCAACCUGGGGCUGGAGCUGUUUGAGGCGGCCGGAGACAUUUUCUUCAAUGGGACCUGGGAGCGGGAGAAAGCCGUGUCCUUCUACCGGGACCGGGCACUGCCUCUGGCAGUGACCACGGGGAACCAGGAGGUGGAGUUGCGGCUGUGCAACAAGCUGGUGGCGCUGCUGGCUGCGCUAGAGACACCCCAGGAGGGUCUGGAGUUCGCCCAUGCAGCCCUGGCACUCAGCAUCACCCUGGGGGACCGGCUGAACGAGCGAGUGGCCUGCCACCGGCUGGCCACACUGCACCACCAGCUGGGCCACGGCGAGCUGGCCGAGCACUUCUACCUCAAGGCUCUGUCGCUCUGCAACUCGCCACUGGAGUUCGACGAGGAGACCCUGUACUACGUGAAGGUGUACCUGGUGCUUGGUGACAUCAUCUUCUAUGACCUGAAGGACCCAUUUGACGCGGCGGGGUACUACCAGCUGGCGCUGGCAGCGGCCGUGGACCUGGGCAACAAGAAGGCCCAGCUGAAGAUCUACACGCGCCUGGCCACCAUCUACCACAACUUCCUCCUGGACCGCGAGAAGUCCCUCUUCUUCUACCAGAAGGCGAGGACCUUUGCCACCGAGCUCAAUGUCCGCAGGAUCAACCUGGCGCCCCAGCGGUUCUGCGGGCGAGCCCCCUGGCUGGCCCCCGGCUACCCGCCCUGAGGGCACCCUCCCUGAGGACGGUUCCCCAUGGGAGUGGGCUGUGGAAGGGGGUCCCCUGACUCUCCCAGUGUCUCUGGGUGGCUCAUUUUCUGGGAAAUGGAGGCACAAACGCAGGGGUCAUAUAGCAAUAAAUGUU
Cynocephalus volans (Philippine flying lemur) is the source of this 4418-nucleotide messenger RNA. RefSeq names its product SH3 domain and tetratricopeptide repeats 1 (gene SH3TC1). Bases 251 to 4282 code for a protein of 1343 amino acids. NCBI's taxonomy places the organism in Eukaryota, Metazoa, Chordata, Mammalia, Dermoptera, Cynocephalidae. The transcript has 18 exons. The record is from RefSeq and is a predicted model, not a curated record. Gene Ontology annotation, molecular function: protein binding.